GCUGGUGCUGAUCAACACGCCCCCGGGUGACCAAGAGAAGGGAGAAAUGGGGCUGGGGGCCGUCCCCGGGAGACAGGCGGCCUUCCGCGAGGGGCUGGAGCAGGCUGUGCAGUACGCCAAGACUCUGGGCUGCCCCAGAAUUCACCUGAUGGCCGGCCGCAUACCCCGGGGGGCCGAUCGCUCGGUGGUCAAGGGGGAGAUGGAGAUGGUGUUCCUGGAGAACCUGAGGCAUGCAGCUGGGGUUCUGGCUCAGGAGAACCUCGUGGGAUUGCUGGAGCCCAUUAACACCCGCAUCACCGACCCCCAGUACUUCCUGGACACGCCACAGCAGGCGGCAGCCAUCUUACAGAAGGUGGGGAGACCCAACCUACAGUUACAAAUGGACAUGUUCCACUGGCAGAUCAUGGACGGGAACCUGACAGGGAACAUCCGUGAGUUCCUGCCGAUCGUAGGACAUGUGCAGGUGGCACAGGUCCCAGGCCGAGGGGAGCCAGACAGCCCUGGAGAGCUGAACUUCCCCUACCUGUUCCAACUGCUGGAGGAUGAAGGCUACACAGGCUUUGUGGGCUGCGAGUAUCGGCCUCGAGGAGACACAGCAGAGGGCUUGAGCUGGCUCCGCUCAUACUGGGACAGGCACGGUCACCCACAGGCUGGCCAGUGAGGUCCUGGACACCACCCACAUCCCUCCCUGGACAGAGUGUCCAGUCUCCUCCUCUGAAUUAAAGACCACCUGCUGCA
Molecule: messenger RNA, 738 nt
Organism: Tupaia belangeri chinensis (Chinese tree shrew)
Lineage: Eukaryota; Metazoa; Chordata; Mammalia; Scandentia; Tupaiidae
Gene: HYI
Product: hydroxypyruvate isomerase (putative)
Biological process (GO): glyoxylate metabolic process
Molecular function (GO): hydroxypyruvate isomerase activity
Source: RefSeq, a predicted model, not a curated record